GGCCCCUCCCUCCCCCUAUGCCAAUUAGUAGCUAGUGGUGGUGACUGAGUGAUAAAAUCGUGGAUGCUCUCUCCCACGUGCUGUGUUGGGUGCGUGUGCGUCGCUCACUCAUUCACGAAAACUGCGCCCCCGCCGCUUGAAAGUGUGUGUACGUGUGAAGGUGUGUGGCCCUGCCAGUGUGUUUAGGCACGCCCGAGGGAGCGGAGGGCCAGUGCGGCGGCCUUCUGUCCGCUCACUAGCAUGGCACCAAAUGUGGGGCCCUACACAAAUUUGCACAGACAGACACACACAACACAGAUAGGAUACAUACUCUCUGGUUGGGUGUGUGUUGUCGGCCGCGCACCAUUCGAGGGAGUCCCUUGGCCUCAGCGAUUUCCAUGCCAGCGACGAUCAUACCCGGCACCAACUCCUGCGUCUCGUUGACCACCAGAUCCUCGGCAGCGUUCUGGUCCAGUCCACCCAUGCCUGCACACACAUCCACACACACACAGAGCGUCUGCUGCUGCUGUCCGUGUUGCCUCCCAUCCACACGCACCGGGGACGUGUUUGAGUAUGCCGAUGUCGGCCAGUCGCUUGACGCCCGUUGCGCCCAUGGGACCGUCGUGGCCCGUGCACGACACAAUCACCUUGGUCUCCAUCACGUUCGGAUCCAUGCACGACUGACAUCAUGACACCAACACACACACACACACACACACACACCACACACAGGUGUGCUCCCUCCCUCCCCCUCUCUCCCUGCACCCUUUCCUGGCUGACCUGGGUGUCAUGGUUCUGCGCGACGAGGGACCAGUUGGUGACGGCGCCGGCCACACGGCCGCCCGUGAAGCCCUCCGGCGUGUGGUGGGCCUCCUUGACGAUGAGGUCCUCGACUGCCGUGGCGUUGAAGAGCUUCACGUUGGGAGCCUUGAGCACCUUGGACAGGAUGGUCGACGUGAACAGGGCGGCGUGCUUGACCACAACCUGCAGAUCAUAUAGAGGAUUGGUGGAGGGAUGUGUGUGUGUAUGUGGGCCGUUCUGUGUGCGUACGUAGUUGUCCUUCUCGUCGUAGGGGAUUUCCAGCUCAUCGAGCAUGUGGUGGCCGGGCUUGCGGACAACCUGCGCAUCCACACAUACACGAAAGCGGCACGGCACACACGCAUCCAUCCAUCCAUCGCUCUGUCUGUUGCGCGAAUCCACCCACCCACUUGAUUCACGCCCGUACCAUGGCGCUGAACAGCUGUCCGCCGAGCCAGCAUCCGCCGCCAGGGCUGACACUCUGCUCGAUGACGGCCACUUUGAUGUCCGGGUGCUUGCUCAGCUCGUAGGCGCAGCUCAGCCCAGCACUGCCGGCCCCGACGAUGAGCACAUCCGUCUCGGCGUACUUGUCCAGGUCCGCAAAGUAACGCGACGUCAUCUCACGCGACACCUGCACACCACACACACACACCAGCAGAGAGAGGAUGAGACGUGUGUCUUCGGGUGUGUUGCGCUGUGCCUGCCCACCUCGCUCUCGCGGAUCGGGGCGAACUGGAAAUGGUUCAGAUCCUCAUAACCUGACACAGUCAGUCAGACAGACAGACACGCCACACACGUGAGACACACCAACCUCAGCAGUGUGAGCGUGCGUCGGUGUCCCACUGACCGUUCAUCUUGACGGCCUCGCGCAUGGCCUUUUCGUGCUGCUCCAUGGCCUGGUGCGCCACGUUGACGCUCUCCGUCAGAUUGACGCCCAUCUUCAUACUCGCCGCAGCAGCACCCGCCUGAAAGCGGGCCUGACUCGCCAGGCGCUGGGGCAGCGCGCGAGCAGAGGCGGCUCUCAGAGAUCGGCUCAGGCAGUUCAUGAUCGUGUCGUCGCUGGCAGAACAGAGGGGUGGUGGUCUUGGGUUGGGUUGGUCUGCGUGGGCGAGGCAACAAGCUCCCUUGCUUGCG
Molecule: messenger RNA, 1911 nt
Organism: Vitrella brassicaformis
Lineage: Eukaryota; Vitrellaceae
Source: the annotation of a GenBank genome assembly